This is a messenger RNA of Microsporum canis CBS 113480, 1791 nucleotides long. RefSeq lists its product as hypothetical. The record is from RefSeq and is a predicted model, not a curated record. The coding region runs from base 1 to 1791 and encodes 596 amino acids. The transcript has a single exon. Gene Ontology annotation, cellular component: endoplasmic reticulum. Gene Ontology annotation, biological process: GPI anchor biosynthetic process. Lineage: Eukaryota; Fungi; Ascomycota; Eurotiomycetes; Onygenales; Arthrodermataceae.
AUGCAUCUGGGUUUCCCCACGAUUCUCCGGCGGGCUCUCGCUGUUCUCCUGCCCGUAUCCUUUGCCUCUCUUUGUUACCUGUACCUGUAUCCUCUAUUCCACGGAUGCGCCUUUCCGCUCUCGACUUCAAACGCCAGUACCGGCAUCUAUCCUCCUUAUACCAGUAAUGCCUUUCUGAAUACCGUCCGCGAUCACAUAGGACUGAAUAACCUUGCUGCGCGCUCCCCCAUAACAGCGCCAUUCCGCCUACUUGUUCUAGCCGACCCACAGCUUGAAGGCGAUACCUCCUUGCCUAGACCCGGUGAAGGAUUCAUACCACAGCUUAAAAAUCACUGGGAAGAUAUAAAGUCUGCAGACACGGGUGUUGCGCUCCUUUCUGCAGCCAGGAAGGGUUUGCAGAGUGUGAUAUGUACGGAUAUCCCUCGAUUGGGGCGUACGAUUCGCAAACAGCUCGAUCUUCUAGGGAAUGAUUACUACUUGGCGCAUAUAUAUAGAACAUUGUCGUGGUGGAGUCGACCUACACAUGUCACUGUUUUAGGAGAUCUCAUCGGGAGCCAAUGGGUGUCGGAUGAGGAAUUUGGGAUCCGUUCAUGGCGAUAUUGGAAUCGGACCUUUCGUGGAGGUGUGAAGGUGCCUGACGAUAUCAUGGCUACUGGAAGGGGUGGGUAUACCCAACAAACGGGCGGUGAAAUUAUUCUUGACAUUGAGCCCGAUAAUUGGUCUAAUCGAAUCAUUAAUAUUGUUGGAAACCAUGAUAUUGGAUAUGCGGGUGAUAUCUCCCAGAAACGUCUAGAUCGAUUCGAUAGAGAAUUCGGCCGCGCAAAUUGGGACGUUAGGUUUAAUUUGCCCCCGGCAGAUUUGAGUCUGGAUGUCAAUGGGACGCAGGACAAGCUGGGAUCAAUCCCUUCUAUACACUUGAUCGUGCUCAACACUCUCACCUUUGACACUCCGGCACUUGACCUUUCAAUCCAGGGCCAUACAUACCAUUAUCUCAAUGAUGUUAUUGAUCGUUCGCACCCGGUGGAGGACCGAACGACAUUUACCUUGCUGUUAACCCACUUGCCGCUCUAUAAACAGGAGGGCGUCUGUACUGACCCACCUUACUUUUCAUUCCAUGAAAAAGACGACGAGAACCCCAACGAUGGUGAGAUGCGGUUCAAAGCUGGUGGUUUGAAAGAGCAAAAUCACCUAAGUGACUACGUUAGUUAUAAUGGUAUCCUACAAGGCAUAUUCGGUAUGUCUGGGGAUUCCAACGCGCCUUACGCCGGGAAAGGGCGCAAUGGCUUAAUCCUCACUGGCCAUGACCACACUGGAUGCGAUGUCAUACAUUAUGUGGAUAAAACGGUAGUCAGUGACGAAGGUAGCGUCGAUUCUGAGGGAGAAAGCAUACCAGCUACUUCCUGGUCAUGGAAUGCAAAGAAAUAUUCAUCAGAACCGGAAUCACUUGUAUCAACUAGCAGUACAUCUAGCUCUGCUACAGAAUCUACACAACCACCAUCUAUUCGAGAGGUUACCUUACGCUCAAUGAUGGGGGAAUUUGGAGGCAAUGCCGGGCUUUUAUCUCUCUGGUUUGAUACUGAUCCCUCUGUUCAGGAAUGGAAGUAUGAAAUCACCACCUGUCAACUAGGCGUCCAACAUAUCUGGUGGGCAGUUCAUAUUGUGGCAUUGGUAACCGUCAUAGUUGCUCUGACCUUAAUAGCUGUGUUGGCUAUUUCUGGACAGCCGUCCGCUGUCGAAGAGCAAAAGAGUUUAAAGUUGGAAGCUCUAAGCAAUCAAAAAUCAAGCUCUUAA